Saimiri boliviensis boliviensis (Bolivian squirrel monkey) is the source of this 1501-nucleotide messenger RNA. The record is from RefSeq and is a predicted model, not a curated record. NCBI's taxonomy places the organism in Eukaryota, Metazoa, Chordata, Mammalia, Primates, Cebidae.
ACCGUCCAAAGUCCCAGGCCGGGAGGUCCCAGGUUAGAGCUGGGACACCCAGACGUUCGGGCGCAGGCCUUGCCCUGACCAGCCCCUCCUCCAUUCUCCCUCUCCUCCUUGAGUGCCACCUGCCCCAGUUCUCCUGGCUUUAACCCCUCCUUGCCCAAGGCCAGGGCUGCCUGUGGGAACCAGGUGUCCGUUCUCCACACCUUUAGCAGAUCCAACCCAGGCCACCCACCCAGCCCUCCAUCCCAGCGUCAGCCUCCACGUGAAUCUGCACCUCUGCCCCAGCCCCCAGAGCAACCCCAGCCCAGUCCAGCUCCAGCCCGGGCCCGUCAUGGCCAAGGACUUUCAAGACAUCCAGCAGCUGAGCUCGGAGGAAAAUGACCAGCCGUUCCAGCGAGGUGAGGGGCCAGGCACUCGCGGGCCGAAUCCCAGGAGAGUACAUCCAUUUUGGAAAGGGCCACCUCCUGCCCAGCUCCUGCCACAGCGUCUCUGCUCCACAGUCCGCUUCAGUCUGCUUGCCCUGGGCUCCAACAUCCUGCUGCUGGUGGUGAUCUGCGUGGUUGGGUCCCAAAGUGCACGGCUGCAAGCAGAGCUGCGGACCCUGGAGGAAGCUUUCAGCAACUUUUCCUCAAGCACCCUGAUGGAGAUCUAUGCUCUAGGCAGCCACGGAGGCAGCGUGGGUGACAAGAUAACAUCUCUGGGAGCCAAGCUGGAGAAACAGAAGCAGGACCUGAAAGCAGAUCACGACUCCCUGCUCCUGCAUCUGAAGCACUUCCCCAUGGACCUGCGCUUCCUGACCUGCCAGAUGGAGCUCCUCCAUAGCAACGGCUCCCAAAGGACCUGCUGCCCCGUCAACUGGGUGGAGCACCAAGCCAGCUGCUACUGGUUCUCUCACUCCGGGAAGGCCUGGGCCGAGGCGGAGAAGUACUGCCAGCUGGAGAACGCGCACCUGGCGGUCAUCAACUCCUGGGAGGAGCAGAAAUUCAUCGCACAGCACACGAACCCCUUUCACACCUGGAUAGGUCUCACGGACAGCGAUGGCUCCUGGAAAUGGGUGGAUGGCACAGACUACAGUCACAACUACAAGAACUGGGCUGUCACUCAGCCUGAUGACUGGCACGGGCAUGAGCUGGGCGAAAGUGAAGACUGUGCUGAAAUCCGGCCAGACGGCCGCUGGAACGAUGACUUCUGCCUGCAGGUGCACCGCUGGGUGUGUGAGAAGAAACGAAAUAUCACCGGCGAGGUGGCCUGACCCCAGCGCACCUCUGUCUAACCCGUGGCCCGCAGCUGCCCAGCUCUGGCUUCUCUGUUGAGGGUUUUGAAGAAAGGAAGAAAAAUGGAGACAGGGGUAUGGGGAAGAGCUGAGCAAAGAGAGAAAGGAGGCAGUUUGAGUCCUUGACCCUGGAGGGCGGAGAUCCCACGUCCUUCCCUAAUUCAUUGUCAUUGUUAGAAUUGUCAGCCUCUUCAGUGGAGUAGGAAAAGAAGAAACAAAUACUCGAAUCUC